Molecule: messenger RNA, 2182 nt
Organism: Budorcas taxicolor (takin)
Lineage: Eukaryota; Metazoa; Chordata; Mammalia; Artiodactyla; Bovidae
Gene: BSCL2
Product: BSCL2 lipid droplet biogenesis associated, seipin
Exons: 13
Coding region: 691-2082 (463 amino acids)
Biological process (GO): lipid droplet organization; lipid storage
Cellular component (GO): endoplasmic reticulum membrane
Source: RefSeq, a predicted model, not a curated record
GAAGUAAAGCCGGCCCCUCCUCAGGAACUGGAACCGAGCUCCUCCCCUCUCGCUGGGUGCCUCCUGUCUUCGACUUCCCUCGGGAAUCCCUUCCUAAGUUCACCCGGUUCGGUCUGUUUUCUUUUUGUCUUCUUUGCGUUCUUGUGUACGUGUAGGCGUGCUCUCUGUAGCCUCUGAGUGCCUGUUUGUAACAAUUCUUCCACUUGAGACCCUUUCUUUUGCUCUCCAUCCCCUCUAACCCGACGGAUCUCUGAUCCUAGAGAAUGUCUAACGCGCUUUGACUGGCCUUGUUCCCUGGUUAUGGCAAGCUUUUCUACCUACCCACCACCAAAUCUAUUGACUGAUGAGCCUCUCCCGCCAAGGACGGUAACACAGGAGCUGUCCUCUGAGACUCUGGAUGACUUUAUUCUUCACAUGGCUUUAGCAUCCCAAUAGCUCCAAGGCAUCCAGAGUCUGGGCUAGAGCCCUCCCCAAAGGAGCUGGAAGUAGCUGAGUCCCAGGCAGACACCCCCCUCAAAUGGGGUGGUCUGGACCUGUGACAGCCCCUGCAGUGAAGUCAGUACAGACUGCGGACCCUCCAUUCCCCAUAUCCAGGAAAAUGUGAUGAGCUACAGGUUUCAGCUUCUAGAUCACCACUUAACGUUCUAGCUACAAGUGGAAAAUCCAAGGGCAGCAAGGUCCAUCAGAAAGAUGUCUGAAGAAAUGGCAGACCAAAGAGAAGAAGGAGAAGCUGGGGAAAAAGAGGCAUGCAGAGACCAGAUCAAAGAAUCCGACAAAGAAGAGGAACCACCAGCUGCUUCGUCCCAUGGCCAGGAGUGGCGUCCAGGUGGCAAAGCACCUAGGAACCCAAAGGCUGAACCCGGGGCCAGACCCCCUGCACUCCCCGUCAUGGUCAAUGACCCACCAGUACCUGCCCUACUGUGGGCCCAGGAGAUGGGCCACGUCGUGGCGGGCCGUGCUCGCAAGCUGCUACUGCAGUUUGGAGUGUUCUUCUGUACCAUCCUCCUCCUGCUCUGGGUGUCUGUCUUCCUCUAUGGCUCCUUCUACUAUUCCUAUAUGCCGACAGUCAGCCACCUCAGCCCCGUGCAUUUCCACUACAGGACGGACUGCGAAUCCUCCACCUCCUUACUCUGCUCCUUCCCUGUUGCCAAUGUCACACUGGCUAAGGGUGGACGUGAUCGGGUACUGAUGUAUGGACAGCCUUACCGCGUUACUUUAGAGCUUGAGCUGCCAGAGUCUCCUGUGAAUCAAGAUUUGGGCAUGUUCUUGGUCACCAUCUCGUGCUACACCAGAGGCGGCCGAAUCAUCUCCACCUCUUCACGCUCCGUGAUGCUGCAUUACCGCUCAAGCCUGCUCCAGAUGCUCGACACACUGGUCUUCUCGAGCCUCCUGCUGUUUGGCUUUGCGGAGCAGAAGCAGCUCUUGGAGGUGGAGCUAUACCCAGAAUACAGAGAGAACUCGUAUGUGCCAACCACCGGAGCCAUUAUCGAGAUCCACAGCAAGCGCAUCCAGAUGUACGGAGCCUACCUCCGCAUCCACGCCCACUUCACUGGGCUCAGGUACCUGCUGUACAACUUCCCGAUGACCUGCGCCUUCGUUGGUGUCGCCAGCAACUUCACCUUCCUCAGCGUCAUUGUGCUCUUCAGCUACAUGCAGUGGGUGUGGGGGGGCAUCUGGCCCCGACAGCGCCUCUCUUUGCAGGUAAACAUCCGAAACCGAAAACGUUCCCGCAAGGAAGUCCAGCGAAAGAUCUCUGCCCAUCAGCCAGGAGGCACAGGGCCCCAAGGCCAGGAGGAGUCCCCCCAGCUGUCACCCGUUACAGAGGACGGUGAGAGCCAUGCGGAUCCCCCUAGGACAGAAGGCCAGCUGUCCGAGGAGGAGAAAACAGAUCAACAGCCCCUGAGUGGCGAGGAGGAGCUGGAGCCCGAGGCCAGUGAUGGUUCAGGCUCCUGGGAAGAUGCAGCUCUGCUGACGGAGGCCAAUCUGGCUGCCUCUGGCUCUGCCCCUGCCCCAGAGACCGUGGGCAGCUCGGAGCCCUCUGCGGGCUCUGUCCGACAGCGCCCCAUCUGCUCCAGCUCCUGAAGCGAGUAGGGCCGAGUCCCCACAUUCUGGCCCUUUCCCACCUGCUCCCUUUCUCUCUCUGGGGCUCCCCCAAUAAUAAACUAUUUUCGUGCCAGCUGCC